Molecule: messenger RNA, 2832 nt
Organism: Leopardus geoffroyi (Geoffroy's cat)
Lineage: Eukaryota; Metazoa; Chordata; Mammalia; Carnivora; Felidae
Gene: TSN
Product: translin
Exons: 6
Coding region: 191-877 (228 amino acids)
Biological process (GO): RNA metabolic process
Cellular component (GO): cytoplasm; nucleus
Molecular function (GO): single-stranded DNA binding; RNA binding; sequence-specific DNA binding
Source: RefSeq, a predicted model, not a curated record
AGGCAGCACGGCGGACAGCCCAGGAUCCUGCGCGCCGCGGACCUCGGAGGACCCCAGCGACGUCCGUAGCGUAGGGCCGGGUGGACGCGGCGGCGGCGGCUGGCGUUGCGACUGACUGCGCCGGUGGGCUCUGAAACGCUUUUCGGCGGCCACACUCGCCGCUCUGGUCGAUUGUUGUGCAGCCGGCGCCAUGUCUGUGAGCGAGAUCUUCGUGGAGCUGCAGGGUUUUUUGGCUGCCGAGCAGGACAUCCGAGAGGAAAUCCGAAAAGUUGUACAGAGUUUAGAACAAACAGCUCGAGAGAUUUUAACUUUACUGCAAGGGGUCCAUCAGGGUGCUGGUUUUCAGGACAUUCCAAAGAGGUGUUUGAAAGCUCGAGAACAUUUUGGUACAGUGAAAACACAUCUAACAUCGUUGAAGACCAAGUUCCCUGCUGAACAGUAUUACAGAUUUCAUGAGCACUGGAGGUUUGUGUUGCAGCGUUUGGUCUUCUUGGCAGCAUUUGUUGUGUACUUGGAAUCAGAAACACUAGUGACUCGAGAAGCGGUUACAGAAAUUCUUGGCAUUGAGCCAGAUCGGGAGAAAGGCUUUCAUCUGGAUGUGGAAGAUUAUCUCUCGGGAGUUCUAAUUCUUGCCAGUGAAUUGUCGAGGCUGUCCGUCAACAGCGUGACCGCGGGAGACUACUCCCGGCCGCUCCACAUCUCCACCUUCAUCAACGAGCUGGAUUCGGGCUUCCGCCUUCUCAACCUGAAAAACGACUCCCUGAGGAAGCGCUACGACGGCUUGAAGUAUGACGUGAAGAAGGUGGAGGAGGUGGUCUACGAUCUCUCCAUCCGGGGCUUCAACAAGGAGACGGCCGCGGCGUGUGCCGAGAAGUGAAGCCGGAGGCUCCGCUGGCGCCGGGCCCUGCUGACCUCAGCGGUCGCCGGUGGGGGUGGACCCCGUGCCUCUCGGGUAGUUAGCCUUGCCCCGUUGCUAAACACCGCGCUUUAUUUUCUUAACCGGUUGGUUGUGUGGUGGAAGUAUCCAAAUGGAAACGCUUUUUUCUGGGGGUGAAAAAAUAGCCUUUUCAAGGACAGACUUUCUUUGUCGUUUCAGUGAAUUUGCUCUGUAAUUCAGUGUAUUUCAGUUCUGUCGGAAAGUGUAAAUGUCAGUCUCUUGGUAAAGUCCUUUUCUUGCUCACCCUGAUGCUGUUGAUGUACUGAUUGAGAAGUUUAUGGUCUUGUGUUUCUUCCAGAAGUGAUCCUUGGUGUUUUCUAUAUCCAAAUUAGCCAUCCAUACCCAGGUGUGUGUAGCCUGGGUACAGGAUAAAAAUGAGUAAUUAAAAAGGAUGGUUGCCAAGCAAAGGACAACUUAUUUUAUAUUUUCUUUCCUUAUUUUAAGCCUCGUGAGUAAAUCAUAUGUUGACAUUUUUUUGCAAGGGAGUUACAGCCCCAGGGUCUCUCUCACUGCCAUCAAAAUAUAAAAGAGAAAAUUGCAAAGUCAAGCUCAGAUUAUCUUGGGACGUUUUUGUAUUAAGGGAUUGAGUCACAUCUUAUCAUUUGGCUCUCUUUGCCAGGUGGGGAGUAGGGCUUAGUGUCUUACAACACCUCUGUUUUCUGAUGUUGCCUUAACAUUCUGCUCUUGCAGCAAUUUAAAGAUCGUUUCACACACAUCUUGAACUAACACUUCAUAUAAUAUAUUUUUAAGCUAUGAAACCUUUUUCCUAGCAGCCAGCUAGACAGGCUGGUCUGAGACUACAAAGCCACCCAGUCAAGUUAAUUAGCAAUACCCUGACUGGUAUGUUCUGAGAGACAAAUGCUGUGCUUUGUCUGGAAAAAAGAGAAAACCUUGGAUUUAAAAAGGAAGAUCAGCUGAUUUGGUAAUGUUUUUUAGAGUAAGCAAUUUCAGGUUUUGGCAGCUAUCCCAACGGUCAGGUUUUAGAUUUACAGUUUUGGGCAAGUCCUGUAAACCUUGUUGGCACCCUCCUCCCCCUCCUGGUUUUCAGGUAGUGCUAAGAAUACUCGCCGUGUAAUUUUUGCUGUUGAAUUGAAACGGUUUAAAAUGGUGACGUCAUCCACGGUUUUUUGGAGUUCACUGAAAGGAAGGUGCUAGUGUUUCCAGAAUAACAGAAAGCAUUUAGAAGUGUCAUCCUCUCCUGCCUGCUACCAGUUUAGGCGUUCUGUUUGUGCAGUGGAAUAUUUGGCAUUGCUAUCAGAGCCGUUCUCAGGCCAAGUUAAGGACUGACCAGAUUUUCCAUCAUGAGGAGGACAAGUAGAAAUGAAGCAUCAAUCGCUAUGCAUUUUUGGGUUUUAAACAACUUUCUUGACAGCUCUUUCUGCGGAAGAGUGUGUAGAACAAAGAAAGGCGUUUGGGUCUUUGAAGUGCCUAGGGUGGUCAUCUAAGAUAUGCAGUAAUAGCACUGCCCGGAUUGAGCACAAAAGGCUUCAAAUUACAUGAUCAAAUACAUGCAGUAAGUUCAGUAGUAGUUUUCUUCUACGCGGAGAAUGGACUCUGAAUGUGUGUUGAGGCUGAAGAAGACCAGGGGUGACAAGCACAUCCUGCUGUGUAACAGUUAAAAUUAUUGAACGACACCAGCCGCUCAGAGUUAAAUUGAAAGUAUUUUAAUUGACGGUAUUGAAAAGCCUCGGCUCUGGUUUUAGUGCACCAGAAUUGUUCUUUUCGACUCUAGAAGAUUGAGUGGGUUAGAAAAAGUAGAGGUGAAUUAGUGGAUGUUUUCUUUAUAAAUUUAUUUAUAAGAAGAGAACCCUUAAAUACUUCAUAAGAUUUGCCCUGUCUUAAACUUGAAUAAUACUGGUAACGCCUAAGAGAAUUUAAUAAAGAACGAAAGCUUC